Messenger RNA from Oncorhynchus nerka (sockeye salmon), 2228 nucleotides. Its product is annotated as microsomal glutathione S-transferase 1-like. The transcript is spliced from 4 exons. Gene Ontology annotation, cellular component: mitochondrion; membrane. Lineage: Eukaryota; Metazoa; Chordata; Actinopteri; Salmoniformes; Salmonidae. The coding region runs from base 105 to 569 and encodes 154 amino acids. Gene Ontology annotation, molecular function: glutathione transferase activity. The record is from RefSeq and is a predicted model, not a curated record.
CGCCUUCUUUUGCAGUGUCAAACGAUCUCUGGUCUGUGAAAUAUACUCCUGAUUUACAGAAAGAAGGACUACAAUCCAGACUGCGAGACUCGAACCCAACAGCCAUGGAAGAGCUAACUCAUAUGAUAGACAGCGAGGUGUUCCUGGCCUUCUCUACCUACGCCACUAUCGUCGUCCUCAAGAUGAUGCUGAUGUCUCCUAUGACUGCAUACUUCCGCUUCACGAGAAAGUGUUUUGCCAACAUGGAAGACACAGGGAUGGCCAAGACUCCAGAGGACAAGAAGAGGAUGCUGAGAGUUGAUCCGGAUGUGGAACGUGUGAGAAGAUGCCACCAGAACGACCUGGAGAACAUCAUCCCGUUCAUAGUGAUUGGUCUGCUGUAUACCCUGACGGGGCCCGACCUCUCCACUGCUCUGCUCCACUUCCGGGUGUUUGUUGGUUCCAGGCUCUUCCACACGGUGGCCUACGUCCUCCCCCUGCCCCAACCCAGCAGAGGUCUAGCUUGGAUGGUUGGCAUGGGAGCUACCUUCUCCAUGGCAUACAGAGUGCUAAGCACAACGCAUCUCUGAAGAGGCGAUCAAUCAAUUAAUAAUUAAUCAGAUUGAUUGAUUCCAAGUUUUCAGAUGGCCUAAAAUAGUCCUCGGGACACUCUACCUCUGAGGAGACACUCACACAUUUAUCAGACCUGGGUCAAAUAGGCUACAUAAUGUUAAAUACAUUUGACAGUGCUUGAUUGUACUUGGAGUUUGCACUUCUGGGACUAUUCUAUUGGUUCUGUUGUAUCAGGCAGACUAACUAUAAAUUUUCUGCACGUUUUGUUUUUAACUCAGCACUGAAUUUGAUCUGUGCAAAAAAAAAAUGUAUUAAUAUCAGCAAAAAAACAAUUAAACUAAACGUAGGGCUCGAUUCAAUCAAUUUCACGGAAGGUCAGUGCUAGAGCGCAGUAGACAUUAAACGGCAACGUUCUCGCGGAAACUCAAUUCAAGGUAAACGCUGCAUACAUUCGGAAACUACAUUUAACAUUUCAAGUGCGCUAAGAGCGCUGACCUUAGGCGAUACGGAUUCAGUGGAGCCCUAAACUAAAAUCAAGUAUCGUUCAGUAUCCGAUACCGCGUGUAAUCUGGCUAUUUUUUACCCACAUCAACUCACCAGUUUAUUGGUCGCAGUACACAGAUUUGCAGAUGUUAUCGCAUGUGCUGUAAAAUGAUAGUGUUUCUAGGUCCAAUAGUGCAGUCAUACCGAGCAAUACAUUCAAAUGAAUCAAACAUACACACCAUGACCCGGUCUGUCUGGUUGUCUGACUGACUGCAAAACACCUAUUUUAUAUUUUAGACAUUUUUUUGCAUCGGAUGUGAUAAUCUAAUGUUUAUAAAUGAUUAAAUUCGGGUUUUGGGAAUUAAAGUUGAAUUAAAAAUGUGGAGGGGAUUAUUGUUUGAUUUUAAUUGAAAUAGGGCCUAUGAAGUAGGCUACAAGCACCAGAUAUAUUUAGCUAAUUGGCUAAUGAAUAUGACCUUAUACUUGAUCUGAAUUGAAAUAGGGCCUAUGAAGUAGGCUACAAGCACCAGAUAUAUUUUGCUAAUUGGCUAAUGAAUAUGACCUUAUACUUGAUCUGAAUUGAAAUAGGGCCUAUGAAGUAGGCUACAAGCACCAGAUAUAUUUAGCUAAUUGGCUAAUGAAUAUGACCUUAUACUUGAUCUGAAUUGAAAUAGGGCCUAUGAAGUAGGCUACAAGCACCAGAUAUAUUUUGCUAAUUGGCUAAUGAAUAUGACCUUAUACUUGAUCUGAAUUGAAAUAGGGCCUAUGAAGUAGGCUACAAGCACCAGAUAUAUUUUGCUAAUUGGCUAAUGAAUAUGACCUUAUACUUGAUCUUAAUUGAAAUAGGGCCUAUGAAGUAGGCUACAAGCACCAGAGAUAUUUUGCUAAUUGGCUAAUGAAUAUGACCUUAUACUUGAUCUUAAUUGAAAUAGGGCCUAUGAAGUAGGCUACAAGCACCAGAUAUAUUUUGCUAAUUGGCUAAUGAAUAUGACCUUAUACUUGAUCUAAUUCUGUAUCUUUUUAAAUUCUGUAUAUGUUUUCAGAUCUAUAUAUCAGCUGAUCUGUUUACUAGGCCACGUAUCUGUAAUGCUACUGAUUGGUUUGCUUUGUUCGUUCCAUUUUCUAAGCCAAUCAGGGAUUGGCCCUUUUUUAAUGCUUUCCACCUGUGAAUAAACGAACGAUCUCUACAAUGA